Molecule: messenger RNA, 579 nt
Organism: Aureobasidium vineae
Lineage: Eukaryota; Fungi; Ascomycota; Dothideomycetes; Dothideales; Saccotheciaceae
Source: the annotation of a GenBank genome assembly
AUGGACGGCUAUGCUCACCAGAACGAAGUUGCAUCUGCCUCGAUUGCAUUCUUCUUCCUCUACUAUGUCUUCUUCGGCAUCGGCUGGCAAGGUGUUCCUUGGCUUUAUCCUGCUGAGAUCAAUUCUGCAUCGAUGCGUACCAAAGGUGCUGCUCUAGGGACUGCAACGAACUGGAUCAUGAAUUUUAUGGUGGUUGAAAUUACUCCCAUCGGGAUCAACAGCAUUCACUGGAAGUUCUACAUCAUCUGGACGGUCUUCAACUUCAGUUUCAUCCCUAUUGUGUACUUUCUGUAUCCAGAAACGGCUUCGAGAACACUUGAGGAUAUGGAUCGCUUCUUCCGGGAGAACCACGACCCUCUUAUAUUCCGCCACAAAGAAGCCAUCAGUACCAAGCGACCUCUAGCCUACAUUGAGCGCGAGCAAGAAGAGGUCAGACGUACUUCUUCUGUCCAUGCUGGCAUGGCAGUGCAAGCAGCUCGCAACAAGAGCAAUGCUACCGAAUUCAACGAGAAGAGAGAAGGCAGAAACCCAAUGCUUAGUACUGACGGUAGCCACGAUGAGUUCAAGGAGGAGGUCUAG